Copidosoma floridanum is the source of this 2456-nucleotide messenger RNA. RefSeq names its product Sterol carrier protein X-related thiolase (gene ScpX). Gene Ontology annotation, molecular function: acyltransferase activity, transferring groups other than amino-acyl groups. Lineage: Eukaryota; Metazoa; Arthropoda; Insecta; Hymenoptera; Encyrtidae. The record is from RefSeq and is a predicted model, not a curated record.
GCAGACCAAGCGCACAAUCGCAUCUUUGAUACGUAUAUAUUUAUUAUCUACUGAAAUUGACAAGUAACAAGUAUAUCUUUCCUGUGCACGACUAUACACACAUCCGAGUCAUCGUCGCUUUAUCAACGCGCUCUUAAGGACACGAGUAUUUAUUGCAGGUCGCAGUUAUCCUCCGAUCGUCUUUGCGGAAAAGGGUCUCCGCUUUCUACACCUAUAUCCGUCCAUCACUGCAGCGAUUGCCUUUUCCUACGGGACCAACCAACUGAUUCCUCGCUCGAAAGUCAAUUUCUCAUUUCAGAGGGGCACGAUGGUUCAGAAACCAAAAGUGUACGUGAUCGGCGUGGGCAUGACCAAGUUCGAGAAGCCCGGCCGCAGGGAGGACUUUGACUACCCCGACAUGGCCAAGGAGGCGGUGACGAAGGCCCUCUCGGACGCCAAGAUCCCUUACGCGGACGUGGACGCCGCGGUCGCCAGUUGGGUGUACGGGGACUCGGCCUCGGGCCAAAGGGCCCUCUACGAGGUAGGCCUGAGCGGCUGCCCGAUUUACAACGUGAACAACAACUGCUCGAGCGGAUCGACCGCCAUCAUGCUGGCCAAGCAGAUCGUGGAGUCGGGGAACGCGAGCUGCGCCCUGGCCUUUGGCUUCGAGAAGAUGGAGCGCGGCUCCCUCACCAGCAAGUUCAUGGACCGGGCCAACCCCAUGGACAAACACGUCGAGCUCAUGGCUGACAUUGCUGGGAUAAACCCGAGUCCCAUCGCGGCUCAAAUGUUCGGCAACGCUAUGAUCGAGCACAUGCAGAAGUACGGCACGAGGCCCGAGCACUUUGCCAAAAUCGCUUACAAAAACCACCUGCACUCGGUCAACAAUCCCAAUUCCCAGUUCCAAGAGAAGUACACCCUCGACCAGAUCAUGAAGUCGCCAAAGAUAUUUGGCCCGUUGACGAAAUUACAGUGCUGCCCGACGUCGGACGGCUCGGCCGCUGUGCUCCUGGCCAACGAGGCAUUCGUGAGGAAGCACGGACUGGAGAACCAAGCCGUCGAGAUCGUGGGGAUGGAGAUGUCCUCCGAUUUGCCAACCACCUUUUCCGAAAGAAGUUGCAUGAACCUAGUCGGGUACGACAUGACGAGGAACGCAGCGGAGAAGCUUUUCACGAACACCAUGUACAGGCCGAGCGACGUCGACGUGAUAGAGUUGCACGAUUGUUUCUCGGCCAACGAGUUGAUAACGUACGAGGCUCUGGGUCUGUGCGCGCCCGGCAAAGCCGCUGAGCUCAUCGACUCCGGGAACAAUACUUACGGCGGCAAAUACGUCGUCAAUCCGAGCGGUGGUUUGAUAUCCAAGGGACAUCCUCUCGGUGCCACGGGGCUGGCUCAGUGCACCGAGCUCUGUUGGCAGCUCAGAGGGGAGGCUGGCAAACGGCAGGUGCCCGGUGCAAAACUCGCUCUGCAGCAGAACAUCGGUUUGGGAGGAGCAUCGGUGGUCGCUCUGUACCGUUUGGGCUUCCCGCGGAAGAGCACCUUCUAUCGCAAGGAGGUAAAGGCCAAGGAGAUGGAGUACUCGGCGAACCCAGAUAGCUUCAAGGCCAACGUGCUCUUCAAGGCCCUGGAAAUUGCUAUGCAGGAAGACGAGGAUAAUCUCAUCGAGAGGAUGCGGGGUAUUUACGGGUUCAAGGUGACCGACGGACCGGGAGGUUCGGUCGGUUAUUGGGUGAUCGACGCGAAAACUGGCAAAGGGAGCAUCGAGUACAACGGCAAGGUGAAGCCCGACGUGGUGUUCACCAUCAGCGAUACCGACAUCAUGGACUUUAUUUCUGGUAAAUUGAACCCGCAGAAGGCUUUCUUUAUGGGCAAAGUCAAAAUCCAGGGCAACAUGGGCUUGGCCAUGAAACUGCCGGACCUUCAACGAAGAGCGGCCAAAAAGAUCGCGCUCAUUCGUGCAAAGUUGUAAAUUUCGUUUAAGUUGAUUUGUGAAACAUUUUUGUACUCGAAACGGCUGACCUACCGAUUGUGGAUUUGAGAUUAUCAGUCAAAAUGCAGGGGUUGAGAUUACGAGCUCAUAUGCUUAUACGUGAUCAAUUGAGUGUGGGUGGACUUGGAUGUUAAUCAAAUUGAAUGCAGAUUUCAAAAGUAUAUUUGCUUAUCAAAUAACAUUAGAUGAUAGAUAGCAAAUGUAUUGAAGAUAUAUAGUGUCUUCUAAUGAUCUAAUGGUCAUACUAACACAUCACUUUGGUGUUAGAUGUACACAAGGGAAAGGGAAAAUUGUUUAAGGUCGAAGAAAACUAUAUAAUGUAUGAUAUAUAUACGAUACAAAAAAACACACGGAUGAAUCGAUUUUUUACACGAUAUUUUUUUAAAUGGCAUUGCUUUGUAAUGCUUAUUGUUAUGUAUAUUUGUAAGGUUUAUUAUGGUGUGCAAUGUGCAAGAAUACAUUUUUAAUAAAAAUAAUUGAAAAAUAA